This is a messenger RNA of Dunckerocampus dactyliophorus (ringed pipefish), 3451 nucleotides long. RefSeq names its product UTP6 small subunit processome component (gene utp6). Gene Ontology annotation, cellular component: Pwp2p-containing subcomplex of 90S preribosome; small-subunit processome. The transcript has 19 exons. Bases 486 to 2273 code for a protein of 595 amino acids. Gene Ontology annotation, molecular function: snoRNA binding; protein binding. Gene Ontology annotation, biological process: maturation of SSU-rRNA from tricistronic rRNA transcript (SSU-rRNA, 5.8S rRNA, LSU-rRNA). Lineage: Eukaryota; Metazoa; Chordata; Actinopteri; Syngnathiformes; Syngnathidae. The record is from RefSeq and is a predicted model, not a curated record.
AGUGAGCAUUCACAACCAGUCUCAACAUUAGCAUGACCAGUACGCUGUAGCUUAAACAUUACAGUAAUUGAAUACAAUAUUUUUGACCAGGCGUUCCUGUAACACUGUUAUAAAGAAAUCAUUAUAAUAGGGAUUUAGUUAGGGCAUUUAGUCGCGUGGAAUAAUCCAGGUUUUGUAAUUUAUCACACUGACACCACAACGACGAGCUAACGCAAAAAUAAUUACAUCCAACCUGAUUGACAUUUAUAUAUAAAUACACGUUAGUCUUUUUUGCGACGACUACUUGUUUCCUGUCGGAGCUAUUUGGUGAAAGAACGGGAAGUGUGGCGAAUCACAUCUUCCGGCCAUGCGUACAGAAUCGAUCAUCCCUGGUCUCGUGGCUCUUGAGCGAAAAAAAACAUUUUAGUAAAUUACUCCAAAUGUCAUCCACUCAGGCGAUUUAAUUAAAAAACGAUCGCUAAAUCGGGUUCUGGAACGGAGCCAAGAUGGCGGAGAUCGUUCAGCAGCGGAUCGAGGACAGAAUUCCAGAGUUGGAGCAACUGGAGAGAGUGGGACUCUUCACCAAGAAAGAAAUUAAAGCCAUCAUCAAAAGAGUGACAGCGCUGGAAUACAAACUCCACAGGCUGAUUGUCACUAAAGACGACUUCAUCGCAUACAUACAGUACGAAAUCAAUGUCCUGGAGCUGGUCAAAAAGAGGAGAGCGCACAUACACUACAAGCACAAGAAGGAAGAGAUUGAGUUUGCCAUCGUACACAGAAUCAAUAGUGUCUUCAGAAGGGCAACAAACAAGUGGAAGGAUGAUGUGCAACUUUGGCUCUCGCAUGUUGCUUUCUGUAAGAAAUGGUCCACAAAGGGGCAGCUCAGCAGGGUGUUCUCUGCCAUGCUGGCCAUCCACCCUGAUAAACCAGCACUGUGGCUCAUGGCCGCUAAGACUGAGCUGGAAGAUAGAAAGUCCUCUGAGAACGCCCGUCACUUGUUUCUUAGAGCGCUACGCUUCCACCCAGGCAACAAAAAGGUCUACCAGGAGUACUUCCGCAUGGAGUUGUUGCACUGUGAGAAGCUGAGGAAAAAGAAGGAAGGAUUGGAGAAAGCUCAAAUUGCCAUUGGUGAAUAUGAAUUUCCUCCAGAGAUUCUGAGUGGGAAGGUGGCUAUGGUGGUAUAUAAAGAUGCCACAGACAAAAACAAAGAGGCAGAGUUUGUCAUCUCACUGCUGAAUAUCGCAUGUAUCUUUGACUUCACAAAAGACUUCCAAGAGUCCAUCUUGCAGGACCUGAAAACCAACUUCCUCGAUGACAGCGUCACGUGGGAUUUCUUGGCCAAGAGGGAACUUGAGGCUUCGGGAAUAGGGGAGGAACUUCUGACCGCCAAAGGCCGGGCCUCUGAGGUUAACCGGAGAGAAGAACAAUGCUGUCAGAUGUACGAGAAAGGCCUUGAGAGACUCAACACCGAACCCAUGUGGACCUUCUACGUGCUGUUCUGCCUGGAGCGACUGAAAAGGAAGACAAAUUUCCAACAGCUGAAGGACAAGAGGCAGGAGAGGCUGCUGGGAGUUUUGCAGCGUGCUCACGACUCAUCACUCCUUAAAGAGGAUUAUUACAAGAACUGGCUGCAGAUACUGCUCUCGUCAGGAGAUGCGGAGGGUGCAGCAAACAUCGCUAUGGCAGCCACGCAUCGCUACAGCCAAUCGGUGUCUGUGUGGAACCUGGCUUUGCAGACACUGAUGCAGCUGGGGAGAGAUGACGCUGGGCAACUGUUCCAGGACGCGCUCACACACAUCCAUCCCAAGGAGAGCUUACCAAUUUGGCAGCUGCAGGUCCAGUGGGGCAUAGCCAACCAGAACCCUGAGGACACAGAAGCCAUCUUUAAGAGAGGUCUGCUGUCUGCAGUGGCGGAUGUUGUCAUGGAGAUGAAAGAGCGAUACCUUGAUUGGUCGUACUCCACUGGAGGCUACAAGAAAGCUAGAAAGACUUUUACAAGUUUACAGGACAGCAGACCUUUUUCCAAGCCUUGGUUCACCAGAAUGAUUCUGAUAGAGAAAGAACAAGAAUCUCCAAGGAUCAACUACCUGAGGGACUACUAUGAGAGGGCCCUGCAGGAGUUCGGCUCCUCAGAUGAAGAUCUGUGGCUACAGUACAUCCAGGAGGAGAUGGGGCCCCUUGGCCAACUGGAGAACUGUGGCAAGAUCCACUGGAGAGCCAUGAAGUUCCUGGAGGGUGAGAGCGUGGAAAGAUUCACCUCCAAAUACACACUCCUUCAGACCGGACACCUCUGAGUCCACUGAAGCCACGCAGGUUCAAUUGAGCAAUAGUUGGUCAGCUUGAGGCAACACAUGAGAUGUUGGCUGGUUCCACAGGCAUUCUUGGAUUGUUUCACCAUGUUUUACUGGGGAAAAACCAUGUGAACUGUUUUCUAAUGUCCAUGUUUGGGAAAAAUUCCAGAAAUGUUGAGUUGCAGUUUGCUUUCAAAGAGUGACGUUGAGAACAUAUAGAAAUCCAACAAAGUCUUAACCAAUGGACUUUGUCAUGUUGAUUACGUACACACACUUGAUAUCAUUCAAAUAAAAGAAAUCCGAUUCUUCCAAAUGGUGUAUGUAAACAAUAGAUCUUAGUAGCUAUCACACUUUAACUUAUUUUUAAACUUUUAAUGUUACAUAACAAAUGUGUAACUCCUUUCUCUUUUAAAAAUAUUAAAGUACAUGACUGGAUAUUUACAAAAUAUCCUGUAUCUUGUUAAAAGGAUGCAUGAAACAAUAUUUGAAGGUCACUUUGUUUCACACCUUCAGCUUUAGUAGAAAGUAAACAGAGCAUCUUAAGUGCAUUGAAGUCUUAUGUAACUAACACACAUACACGUUGUUACAGUAAUAUUGUAGUGGUCAAAGGACUGAAUAACAUUUUCAGACUCUAAAUGCUUUAAAUAAAUUAGUACAGAUAUACAGGAGCAUUAAAAGGACAUAGCACCCAUUAAUUUUCAAUAUUGAUCCCUUUUAAAAUAAUGGAAUUGGCUUUUUAAAAAAAUUCAAAAAUUAAAUUAAGUACUGUAUGUGGGAAAGCACUGAAACUGCCUGACCGGCAUCAAUAAUUUUGCUUUUUCAAAGAUAAGAAUGCUCAGUUUUGACAUUGCUGAAUUGUUUAUUAUUGUGGUUGUACAGUACUUCUAUUUAGUUUCAAGUGGCAGGUCAAAAAAUGUGUACAGCUCCACAUUACGGAAAACUACAACCACAGUAAUAAACAUUGUUAAAUGAACAAAAAUUGGGCGUUAUAUUUUUGAAUGCAGGUGUACGUAAUGUUGUGGCCUGUGUGUAUCUAGGUGUGAUGUUAUGCAUUUCAUGUAUUGAAUAAGAUACCCUGAGGAGUCAUUUAAAAUUAAUUUUAGUAGCAAGCUUGGUGUCUACAUUCCAGUGUGUCUUCAUGAAGCUAAAGCAGUAGUGAAUUCAAUGAAUAUUAAUUAAAU